Molecule: messenger RNA, 2062 nt
Organism: Python bivittatus (Burmese python)
Lineage: Eukaryota; Metazoa; Chordata; Lepidosauria; Squamata; Pythonidae
Source: RefSeq, a predicted model, not a curated record
UUAGCUUCAUAGCAACUAUGUGAGGUCAUUACUAUUUCCAUGUGGCACCCAGAAAUGUGAGGUGGGGCAGGAAAUUGUUGUGUAACUCUACCCAUCGCUCUCCUUUAUGGCCCCCCCAGGAUGUGAUUCGGGCUUUGGGAAGGCGGCUGCCCAGCAUUUGGACGGGCUGGGGCUCACUGUCUAUGCCAGCGUGCUGAACCUGAAGAGCUCUGGGGCGGAAGAGCUUCGGCAGACAUGCUCACCACGGUUGACCCUCGUGGAAAUGGACCUUACUAAAGCUGAGGACAUCCAGCGAGCGCUGCAGUACAUCAAGGCACGGACCAUAAGGACAGGUCUCUGGGGCCUUGUGAAUAAUGCUGGGUUCAAUGACACCAUUGCUGAUGCGGAGUUGACACCCCUGCUCCAUUUCCGCACCUGCAUGGAGGUGAAUUUCUUUGGGCCCUUGGAGCUGACCAAAGGGCUUCUGCCCUUGCUGCGCUCAUCUCGGGGAAGGAUCGUCACGGUCAGCAGCCCGGCUGGCAACAUGCCCUACCCCUGCUUAGCCGGCUACGGUGCCUCCAAAGCGGCUCUCAGCCUUCUGAUGGACACGUUCCAGUGUGAACUUGCACCCUGGGGGGUCAGAGUGAGCGUUAUUUUUCCAGGGUACUUCAAAACGGGUGGCACUUGUAACCCUGAGUAUUGGAAGAAAAAGAAGGAUCAGCUCCUCGCAGCAUUACCUGCUGACCUUCUUGAAGCCUAUGGAGAGGAGUAUCUUGAGGAAAUCAACAAGCAGUUUGUGGACUUCAUGAAGGUGGCUGUGGAGGACCUCAGCUCUGUGGUAGACAGUAUCACUGAUGGCCUCCUUUCCACCAACCCACUGCUAAAAUAUUACCCAGGGAGAGGCCUGUGGCUCAUGUACUUCAUCCACCACUACCUCCCCCACAGAGUCCGGGACCUUUUCCUGAAAGCCUUUUUUAUCAACCCAAAGCUGCCCAAGGGGUUGCGUCCCAAGGUCUGCCAGACCCCCGAGCAUCCGUGAGAGCUGCUUGGGUUCUUUUGCACCUGCACAGAAAAGCUCUGGAAAAUAUUUCCAUGGGAAGGGUACCCCUUUUUAUUCCACCAGUAUCAGAAGAGGAACUUGUUUCUACAGAAACAGGCCAGCUCAGUUUGUCAGUCCCAAGGGACAAAUCCUGGGUUGCCUCCCAUAAUGGCUUUUCUUGGGGGGACACAGGAAGCACAUCUGCCCUGUUCCUACUCUGCAAGGCCUCAAACACCUGGAUGUGGAUAGCAGCACCAUUCUUUUGAACAAAGAGAAUCAAUUGCUUCUACGAUAUACCUCCAUAAAUGUUGCCAUAGUCAAAUUAAGCUACCUUUUCUUGCCACUUGCUGGACAGGGGCUGACCUCAAAUACAGUGGCCUUCUGCUUGUUGAUGAGCCAAACCUGCCUCUGAUGCUUGGGGCGUGGCCAGUUUUCCUUCCCCAGAGAUAUCUCCCCUGCAACUCUCAUUACCACGCAGGGGCAGCAUCAAGGCAGCUACCAAGACUCUUAAGGCUAAUGGUCUGCAAUUUUUUUCAAAAGGAGCACAAUUGUGUUGUUACUUAGCAAGUUAAAUAAAAAUUAUUUCAGUACUGGAUUACAUAUUGUGUUUUAGUGGGAACCAUCAAGAUUUUGACCAGACUAGAGGAAGGGGUUCAGCUCUCAUCCCAGCACCAGCAGGACCUAUUCCACCUAUAGGCCUCUGCUGCUGGGCUCAGCCUGCCACUCAUGGCUGCAGCCCCACUUAAAAAGGCUCUACACCAAGGAAGCUGUGGGGCUGACCCCUGUUCGUCUGGCUCUCCAGGACCAUGCAGCUCACCUUCAGACCACCCUACGAGGACAAGAGGCGCCACCCUUGGGGAGGAGGGCGUGAUGACUAUGCAAGGAACCAAAGAGCUUUCUAGGUGCUUCUCAGUGAAAAGCUCAUGAGCGCUUGCUCUUGCUUGCUCUGGGGCUGACUGACAUCCACAGGGAUAAGGCAAAGCUGCAACACAGGAUGUCACUGUCACUUGCAACACACUUGUUCAGUUUUUCUUGUUUGGUAAA